Molecule: messenger RNA, 777 nt
Organism: Vicia villosa (hairy vetch)
Lineage: Eukaryota; Viridiplantae; Streptophyta; Magnoliopsida; Fabales; Fabaceae
Exons: 1
Coding region: 1-777 (258 amino acids)
Molecular function (GO): nucleic acid binding; zinc ion binding
Source: RefSeq, a predicted model, not a curated record
AUGGAUCAGUGGAACAAGUUACGGUUCCAAGAUUACAAAACUGGCAUUGCAUAUAAUUCUGCUAUGCACCAGAUUAUAGCAAAGCUAGAAUUUUGUGGCAAAACUAUAACUGAAAAAGAAAAGUUGGAAAAAACUUUUUCAACUUUCCAUGCAUCUCAGGUAUUAUUGCAACAACAAUAUAGAAUGAGGGAAUACACUGAGUAUUCUGAUUUAGUUGCAGCCCUUCUGGUGGCAGAACAAAAUAACGAGCUCCUUAUAAAAAACCACCAGGCACGACCCACAGGAACAAUGUCAUAUCCUGAAAUUAAUGCCACGACCUUUAAUCGUGGGCGUGGUGGCUUUAAUCGUCUUAAGAGACGUGGUGGUCAUGUUCGUUCUGAUGGUAAUAAUGGUCAUGCUCGUUUUGAUGGUCAAAAUCAAGGAGGAUAUCAUGGUCGAAACCUUUUCCACAGUCGAAACUAUUUUCGUGGUAGAGGACGUGGACGAGGUCAUAUGAAUAAUUAUAGAUCCCCCAGAUAUGACCAAAAUAAUUGGAAUCGCAAAGGAAAGGGUAAGUAUAUCCAAGAAGGUCCCUCAAGGAAUUAUGAAGAUAUAUGCUACAGAUGCAGAAAGAAAGGCCAUUGGUCUAAGGUGUGUAGAACACCGGAACACUUGUGUAAAAGACCAAUGGCAUAUGUUGAAGAAAAUGGAAAAGAAGUGAAUUUUAAUGAGAUUGAACCCAGAAACAAUAAUACCUAUUUUGAGACUGUUGACUUUGUUGGAGGUGAAAUUGAUUAA